Molecule: messenger RNA, 3100 nt
Organism: Macrobrachium nipponense
Lineage: Eukaryota; Metazoa; Arthropoda; Malacostraca; Decapoda; Palaemonidae
Exons: 10
Coding region: 1-2979 (992 amino acids)
Molecular function (GO): protein binding
Source: RefSeq, a predicted model, not a curated record
AUGAACACUCACUUUAAUUGCUUAGGGAACACAGGAAAAGUAUCCAGAACCCUAUUCACUGUUCCCAGUGAUGAUCUGUCUAUCAGCCUUCCAGUUCUGCCCUGUUGCUAUGCAAUGGUAUAUUUGUUGGCUUUCGAUGAAAAUGUUGAAACACAGAUUUCCAUAUUUGGACAAGACAAGAGAGGACUGAACUCACCCUGGCAGCAGGAUGGAAGUGUACGAGAUCCAACAGAGAGCAGGACUUCCCUCAGCCACAUAGAAAACUCUGCUACAAAAGGCGGCCAAGAAAUGAGUUACUGGUUUCCAGAGGUCUGGAGAUUGAAAGAUGCCUUCAAUAGUCACUACGGUCCUGAGAACAUCGUGACAUCCAAAGGGUGGACGGUGGAUGAGGGUGGCUCGGAUUCCGUCCUCUGUUACAGCAGUUGGCAAUCCUACACCGAACGUGACCUGGCAAACUCCGAGGUUCUCUCUUGGGGCAUCGGCGAAGCCAGACUCUCGAUCGAGGGGGCGACCAGAGCAGACACGGGAUUCUACCUCUGCCUCGCCUCCAACGUCGUCUCCAGGGCGGAGCCCGUUCGCGCGGCCGUCGUCGUGACUCAAAAACUCCAGAGGUUCCAGACGAAGUGGAAGAAGGCGCAGAAGAGUCCUAACCUGAGUCCCUUGGCUCACUUGGGGGGGACGGCCCGCCUGGAGUGCAGCGUGAAAGCCGCCCCUUCACCCACUUUCAAGUGGACCAUCAACGAGGACCGAGUUCUGCUAAAUGACCGGAAGUAUUUCAUAAGGGUGCCUGAGGUCACGACAGUCACAGGUAGUACGGCCUACCUCUCGUGGGUGCCCCCGGGUGGGGGGACACCCCUGCCGGCUACACCCUUCUGUAUCGGCCGAAAGAACGGAGGAAAGUACACGAGAGAGGAUGUCACCGGAGCCGAUGUCACCGCGGCGGAGAUCCAAGGACUGACGCCUGGUACAGUUUACGAGUUCCUAAUCCAAUCACACAACGCUCAGGGAAGGUCUAACUACACCUCUUCAAGUGCUCAGAUUCCAGUGCCAGGAGUUGUAAAAGAAGUUGCCAGCAGCAGCAGCAGCAGCAGCAACAGUCAGCCGGGUGUUCCUCUCCUGACACUGUUCCUUACGUCUCUGACUGGCGCAGCCUUGAUGGUUCUGAACGUCAGCAUCAUCGUCUGCUUCGUCAAGCGCUUCGUUCUGAAGAGGAACACUUCAGCAGCUGUUUCUGAAGCUUAUGGGCCUGUUUGGACACCUGGCUUGGACCUUGAGACCGGGAGAACUGGAAGCAUAGACUCUAUAUCAUCUCAAGUGCAUUAUCAGUUCAUUAGUCAGUCUCCAAUGGGUGAAGAAGAAAGAAGAUUCUCCUCAACAACUCACAGUCUCAUGACAGAACUAUCAGAGUAUCAGAAACAGGAAGAAACUCCUCUAACAACAAUACCAACUUCUGAUUACUUCAUCAGCACAGCCAGUCCUCUAAGUAAUUACAGAAGUGACUUGAUCAAUGGAGGAUUGAAUUUAGCAGCACGAAAAUCCCAGUCUUCAAAAUCUCUGACCAAUUUUAAUGAAUUUAUGACACCUGGAGAAUCACAACACGGUCUAGAUGACAACAUUUUUAGAAGGAUGAAGGUAAGGGUUCAGUCUCCAGACAUCCCUGAUGUGUGCCCCAAAAGCCCCACAUUAUGCCCUUCAUUGACUCGUCUGCAGAGUUGUGAAAGGACAGUGAGUCAACUUGAGGAUAAUGAAGACAGAAUCUCUUUGUCGUCAAAUCAUAGUGACUCCUCUUACAAAGGCAUUCAAGGGCAAGCACGUGGGUUCAGAUCUCACGCACCUAAAAGCAACGUGCAUCAGGGCAACGCAAGAUGCCCUGCAGCUAUUCAUAAGUCAGAAAGAUUAACGUCUUCUUGUCAUGAUAUCAGAAGGGAAGCCAUAGCUAAUAAACCAUGCUCAGGCCCUUCUUUUUCCAACAUUUGUUGCUCCACUAAACUCACGUCACAGGUCAUAUAUCACGGUCAGCCACAUAUUCAGCAACAACAUGAAGAGGAACAGAAACGUGAGUAUUUGCAGCAUUUACAACAUCAGAAUCUUCAGCAACGACAAAUGUCACAGCAACACUGCCCUAAACUAGAUCAUCAACGGCAAUCCACAGAAAAUACACCGGAUCAUCAUCGAAUCAUUCAUCAGUGGCCUGAUCACCACUACCAAGAACGUCAACAGAAUGUAGACCAUCAGAAUGAUCCUGCCCAUCACCAUUAUCAUAAUCAAGAUCAGCAUUGCCAUCUGCUGCACUCAGAACAUCAUCACCAUGUGCAGCAGCAACAUUUAGGACAGCAUCAUCACGCUGGAGUAAGUGAAGCCCCAGAUAAUCAUCACCAGCAUCAACAACUCAAUGAAAAUCUAAAGUUUCCAGAAAGGCAGCUUUUCAACCACAGAGAACACGAUGCGCCAUGUUGUCCAACAUCAGAAACCACCAUGUUUCAUCAAACAUUUCCCUGCUGUCAUCAGUCUCAGUUCCAUCUCCAUCAGCCUAAAUAUGAAGAAUACCCCCAAUUGCACAAUAAGCAUGCCCAAUACCAAUAUCUAGGGCAUCAAGUCCCUGCAGUCCCACAGCAAAUAUUUCAUAGUUUGCCUCGUAAAAUGCGACGGUAUCAUUCUGAAGACCUAGAGUCUCCUAAACUUCACAGAGUCACUCAUUCCACGAGAUCAUCAACUCCUCAACUCUUUCAUCAACAUGGACCUCCACAGAGCCUUUCAAGCAAUCCAAUAACCCAUUCACAAAGUGAGCACAGUUAUUUAACACCGUCUCCACAAGGGGAUUACCAGUUUCAUAAAGAUUCGGUUGCUGAACACUCCUUCAGUUACAAGAGAGAAACUCCUGUUCAGUAUUCCAGAGUGCAACCAUCAGCUCUUACUAUACAGGAUAUGACCUAUGAUAAUAAUGGUUAUGGUCAUUUUGAAACUACCCUAGAAUUAUGAGCACAAUCGUAGGUUAAUAGUACAAGGAAUCGGUCCAGUCAAAGGUUGCCAGGAUCAUAAUGAAUGUGCCCUUCUUUCUCAGUUUUAUACCAAAUGCUAACUGAUCAUUUUUUGUAACCUG